CACGUGCACGCGCCAACGCCAAAAAAAGCCCUAGCCUUCUUCCAACUCCAGCGUCGCCUCGCUUCCCUCCUCCCUCCAGCGCCGCUCCCCUCCCUCCCUCCUCCCUCCGACGUUGCCGACCUCCAGCAGCCCCCUCCCCCCUCCCUCCGACGUUGCCGACCUCAAGCGCCCACGGCGACCGGUUUCACGAAGAUUCCGCCUGAAUCGUGAUCUGCGAUUUUUUUUCUUCUUCUUCUUCAGGUGGCGUCGGGGGCGGUGCAGUGCCAGCUGAUGGAUGCUGUGCACCCGGGGAUGGUGCCGAUGUACAAGGUGAACUUUGAUGCCAAGAACGAGUACGAGAUGAUCCAGAACUGCAAGGUCCUUCAGGAUGUCUUUAAUAAGCUCAAUAUCACCAAGCAAAUUGAAGUAAACAAGCUCAUUAAAGGAAGGCCCUUGUAUAAUUUGGAGUUCAUGCAGUGGAUGAAGAGCUACUGUAGAUCUGUCAAUGGUGGCAACAUGAACAAGAAGAAGGCCUUAUGGAUAAUAUGUCAAAAUUGUUUGGUUAAUAGACAUCAUUUUGGAACCUCAACGCUGAGGAGAGAAGGGAAGCGUGCAAAGGAGGCAAAGAAACAAGCAAGAAAGCAGCAACCGCUCAACCAUCGUCCAAAUCUCCCUCUUCUGCCCCAAAAGCUCAACCUCCGUCCCGUUGAGCUUAUUUCCGUGGCCUAUUUACUGCAUGGCGGUCGCUUAUCUUUGUUGCACGAAGGAUAAAUUUUUGCAACAGAAGUUAAAAAAAGUAUUGUCUGAAUAUUCGCUUCACGUGAAAAUGUAAUUUAAAGCUUGAUUAUAGUAUUUACUUUUCAAUCUA
This is a messenger RNA of Zingiber officinale, 847 nucleotides long. RefSeq names its product microtubule-associated protein RP/EB family member 1C-like. Gene Ontology annotation, cellular component: spindle midzone; cytoplasmic microtubule; microtubule plus-end. Gene Ontology annotation, molecular function: microtubule plus-end binding. The transcript is spliced from 4 exons. Lineage: Eukaryota; Viridiplantae; Streptophyta; Magnoliopsida; Zingiberales; Zingiberaceae. The coding region runs from base 271 to 750 and encodes 159 amino acids. Gene Ontology annotation, biological process: spindle assembly; thigmotropism; regulation of microtubule polymerization or depolymerization. The record is from RefSeq and is a predicted model, not a curated record.